AUGAAAUCUUCUGGCCUGAAGACAGUCAGUCCAUGCACAAGAACACGAGAUGCACUCUGUGAACCUCUGGAAGGAUUCUAUUGUAUAAAAUCCAAAGGCUUAUACUGUGAUGCAGCAGAGAAACACAGACAGUGUAAACCAGGACAGUACAUCAGAGAUAAUGGAACAGCGUUGACAGACACAGUUUGCACUGACUGCAGUGCCGGGACAUUUUCAGAUGGGACGUUCACCACUUGUCGGCCGCACACGCACAGCAUCAAUGAUGCAGACGGCAUUGUCAUGGACUUCAUCGUCAUCGUCAUCACUUUGUGCGCUGGUAGAGGUGCAGCUUUGCUUUGUACUUCCUGAAGAAGAAAUGUCUAUCAGAUUCAACCGACAUUUGCCUCAGUGGCCCCUGAGCAACGGACUGUCCAAGGAAAAUCCGUAAUAACAAGGAUUUGUGAGAAAUUCUACAAUUGGUUGUCUGAGACAACAGAGGCGGUUGACAGGAUGGUCGCGGGCGUCCAGUGAAGCACCAAUAUGGGGUUGAAAAAAAUCCCAUUUGGAACUUGUACAUAUUGAUUUUUACAAAUAUAGAUGUGUAUAUGUAAAUAAUAUGACAUUUGUGAACUGGGUCUGAUAUCUCACCUCUGGCAAAAGUACAUAUAUUAUUAAAGCCACAGGAUCUGCAGACUUCUUAUCUGUCUGUGGACUUUCAACCACUCCAGACAAGAAGUGCAUCACCUGGUCCACUUGGUCAUCAUCUUCAAAAAGAAUCAAGGCCCUGUCCUCCUUCUUCUUCUGCCCAGGGAGACACAAUGUCGCCUCUGAUGAUUUUCUAUAAAUAUAUUAUAGGGGUUUAGUUUGUGUAUUCAUAUAUAAAUACACAAACACCACACACGAUGCCAUUAUUGCAGCAUGCCUUCAUCCUGAGUAAUGACAUGAACAACAGACAACUGGACUCACAUCGUUGCUGUUUGGUUGUUGGGCCUUUCCUAAAAUUAAAUUAUACAACACAUAAAUAUGAACAUUGAAUACAUGUGAUCUUGUGACAUACACCAACUAUGAUGAACCUAGACACAUCCUCAGUGAUGUUACCUGGAGUCCUUCAGCGUUCCGGGUCUUUCAAACAUCAUACAGACGUUGUUCAGACGACCCAGCCGAGGGCGAUCAAGCCCCGCCUUGUGUCCAGGUGAAUAAGACAUUUUCUUUCCCUGAUCAUUUGCACUUCCUUACGUAGCACAAGACUCUUUGAAGACGUGUCAUCUUGUUUGGCCACAGUGACAUCACCACACAAAUGCUUAGACUAACCAAGUCUUUGGGAGGAAAUCUUACUGUAGGGAUGGUCUGUGAAUGUCCAGUGGCACCUGUAGACAAUCAUCACAAUCAUGAUGGUGCCGGCAUGUCUCAAGUGCAAAUGUCAACAACUUCCAAAAGAGAUCCAUGUUGAAUGCAGAAUGACACAGUACCAUAGUAAACAUACAUGUUUUUUUGCAUCAUUUUUUAUGAUGGUCUGCUGUGGACGCUGGAGUUGCCGU
Molecule: messenger RNA, 1517 nt
Organism: Solea senegalensis (Senegalese sole)
Lineage: Eukaryota; Metazoa; Chordata; Actinopteri; Pleuronectiformes; Soleidae
Product: tumor necrosis factor receptor superfamily member 14-like
Exons: 5
Coding region: 1-348 (115 amino acids)
Biological process (GO): negative regulation of alpha-beta T cell proliferation; positive regulation of peptidyl-tyrosine phosphorylation; positive regulation of T cell migration
Cellular component (GO): external side of plasma membrane
Source: RefSeq, a predicted model, not a curated record